Messenger RNA from Petromyzon marinus (sea lamprey), 905 nucleotides. The record is from RefSeq and is a predicted model, not a curated record. NCBI's taxonomy places the organism in Eukaryota, Metazoa, Chordata, Hyperoartia, Petromyzontiformes, Petromyzontidae.
UUCCUCAUCCUCCUCCUCAUCACACGCGGACCUUAAAACUCUUCAGUUGGGCCCCGCUGAGACGUUCUACUACACCAGGCAGGGUGGCAACGCUGAGAUCAAUGGGACGGACGACGCCUCACAGCUCACAGAGACUCGUAGAGCCCUUUCACUGCUCGGUCUGGGCGACGCACUCCAGCUGGAGAUGUUCCGUGUGAUAUCUGCUGUGCUGCAUCUGGGCAACGUUGAGAUCCGGGCCAAGGAGAGAGACGCAGAGAGCAGCUUCAUAGACCCAUCAGACCCCCACCUCCAAGCUCUGUGCGACCUCCUCGCACUGCCCACCACCACCGCCUCCACCUCCACCACCGCCUCCACCUCCACCACCGCCUCCACCUCCACCACCGCCUCCACCUCCACCACCGCCUCCACCGCCUCCAGCACCAGCAGCACCGCCCGGUGUCUGUCCCGCUCGCUGUGCCAGCGAGAGAUCCGCACCGCCGGGGAGACGAUUGCCAAGCCGCUGGCACCGGGCCAGGCGGCGGCAGCUCGUGACGGCCUGGCCAAGCGUCUCUACGCGGCCCUCUUUGCCUGGCUGGUCCGGCGCGUCAACGCCGCCCUCGCCGACAACACCAACACCGGCAACACCAACACCAACACCAACAACACCAACACCGGCAACACCAACACCAACACCAACACCAACGCCAACACCAACACCAACGCCAACACCAACACCAACACCAACACCGCCGGCAACGCUGAUUACCGCGGCGGCGGCGGCGGCGACGCCGGUGGAAGAUUCAUCGGAGUGCUCGAUAUCUACGGGUAGAGGCACGCGACUCGCUCGUCCGCUCGUCAGCGAGUUAGAUCGUUAGAUUGUUAGAUCGUUAGAUUGUGAUUGUUAGAUCGUUAGAUUGUUAGAUCGU